Messenger RNA from Pomacea canaliculata, 1693 nucleotides. RefSeq names its product splicing factor U2AF 50 kDa subunit-like. The record is from RefSeq and is a predicted model, not a curated record. Gene Ontology annotation, biological process: mRNA processing. Bases 110 to 1453 code for a protein of 447 amino acids. Gene Ontology annotation, cellular component: commitment complex; nucleus; nuclear speck. Gene Ontology annotation, molecular function: poly-pyrimidine tract binding; pre-mRNA 3'-splice site binding. The transcript has 12 exons. NCBI's taxonomy places the organism in Eukaryota, Metazoa, Mollusca, Gastropoda, Architaenioglossa, Ampullariidae.
CGACGCAGACUUUUUUCUUCCAUGUUAAUUCUAUUUCCGGUACUGCACAUACCGGCGCCAUCUUUACUACCUAGUUGCAAGCGUCGGCGUGACAAGAACGAAUUUGACAAUGGCUGAUAAUACGGAUGUAGACUCAAAGCAAGAUUCAAGAGAAAAUGAUAGAGAAAACUCAAGGUCAUCUAAACACGACAAAGACAGGAAGCGUUCACGCUCUCCACGCAGACGUAGUCGAAGUAGAGAACGAAGAAGAUCCCGAGACCGAGAAAGGAAGAAGAAAUCCAGAAGUCGCUCCAGAGAAAGAAGCAGCAGCCAGAAGGUGAAGAGAAAGAAGAAGCCAUACAAAUACUGGGAUGUACCACCCCCUGGCUUCGAGCAUAUUACCCCAAUGCAGUAUAAGGCUAUGCAAGCUGCGGGUCAGAUUCCUCAAGCUUUGCCUGUAACAGCUCCUAUCAACCCCAAUGCAACAGUUACAUUGCCAGGCAGUGCCAUGAGUCGUCAGGCUAGGCGUCUGUAUGUUGGAAACAUCCCAUUCGGUGUUACAGAGGAAUCCAUGAUGGACUUUUUCAACCACCAGAUGAAGAUCACAGGGCUUGCCCAAGCGGAGGGAAACCCAGUUAUUGCAGUACACAUUAACCUGGACAAGAAUUUUGCUUUUCUUGAGCUCCGAUCAGUGGAUGAGACUACGCAGGCAUUGGCAUUUGAUGGCAUAAGUUACGAAGGGCAGCCACUGAAAAUUCGCCGUCCCAGUGAUUACAAACCACUUCCAGGAAUGGCAGAGAACCCUACAUUAGCUGUGCCAGGUGUGGUGUCCACUGUUGUACAGGACUCGGCCCAUAAGAUCUUCAUAGGAGGGCUUCCCAGCUACCUCACUGAGGAUCAGAUGAAAGAGUUGCUGAUAUCCUUUGGUCCUCUGAAAGCAUUCAACUUGGUCAAAGACAAUGCUACUGGACUCUCAAAAGGCUUUGCAUUUUGUGAAUACCUUGAUCCUAACGUUACAGAUCAGGCUUGUGCAGGUUUAAAUGGAAUGCAGCUAGGGGACAAAAAACUGAUUGUGCAGCGAGCCAGUGUAGGAGCCAAGAAUGCUCAGCACCAGGCACCAGUUCAGCUUCAGGUACCAGGGUUAAAUCUCAAUCAGGGAGCAGGUCAACCGACAGAAGUGCUUUGUUUAAUGAACAUGAUAUUGCCAGAGGAACUGGAAGAUGAGGAAGAGUAUGAAGACAUCUUAGAAGAUGUGAGAGAGGAGUGUGGCAAGUAUGGUAUUGUGCGGAGUUUGGAAAUCCCUCGUCCUAUCAAAGGAGUUGAGGUGCCAGGAGUUGGAAAGAUAUUUGUGGAGUUCAGUUCAUUGAUUGAUUGUCAGAAGGCACAGCAGGCUCUAGCUGGUCGAAAGUUCUCCAACCGUGUGGUGGUCACCUCUUAUUUUGACCCAGAUGCUUAUCAUCGUCGUGAAUUUUAACCAAGUUAUUGAUGUGGUAGCAUUAUUCAUUGUUUUGAUUUUACUCAGAAUCUUAAAUGUUCUCAUUGUGUUUAAAAGUGAGGGGAAUUGUAUUAUUGUUCUUAAGACGAUCUUGACAUUAAUAGAAAGCCACCAUGAUCACAGGCUUUUUGAUGCAUGUACGAUUUCAUGUGAAACUGCAGUUAGGAUUAUUUCUUCCUGCAUCCACCUAAGGAAAUAAAUUUUGUCUGAACAGCUUGA